UGGGCGGCCGUCCGCGGAAAUUUGAAAUGGCUGAAGGGUCGCUGACGGGCGGCGGUCUGGAGGCAGCUGCUAUGGCGCCGGAGCGCACGGGCUGGGCGGUAGAGCAGGAGCCAGCGUCUCUGGAGAAAGGUUUGUUCCAAGAUGAAGAUUCAUGCAGUGAUUGUAGCUACCGUGAUAAACCAGGCUCUAGUUUACAAAGUUUUAUGCCAGAAGGAAAAACCUUUUUCCCAGAAAUUUUCCAAACAAAUCAACUUUUGUUCUAUGAGCGAUUCAGAGCCUAUCAAGAUUACAUUUUAGCUGACUGCAAGGCCUCUGAGGUACAGGAAUUCACAGCUGAGUUCUUGGAGAAGGUCCUUGAGCCAUCUGGAUGGCGGGCAGUCUGGCAUACUAAUGUGUUCAAGGUGCUGGUUGAGGUCACAGAUGUGGACUUUGCAGCCUUGAAGGCAGUGGUGAGGCUUGCUGAACCAUACCUCUGUGACUCUCAAGUGAGCACUUUUACCAUGGAGUGCAUGAAGGAGCUCCUCGAUCUGAAGGAGCAUCGGUUGCCCCUGCAGGAGCUGUGGGUGGUGUUUGAUGAUUCAGGAGUGUUUGACCAGACAGCUCUUGCAAUUGAGCAUGUCAGAUUUUUCUACCAAAAUAUUUGGAGGAGUUGGGAUGAAGAAGAGGAGGAUGAAUACGAUUAUUUUGUCAGAUGUGUUGAGCCUCGAUUAAGAUUGCAUUAUGACAUUCUUGAAGACCGAGUUCCAUCAGGACUUAUUGUUGACUACCGCAAUCUGUUGUCUCAAUGUGAGGAGAGUUACAGGAAAUUUUUAAAUCUGAGAAGCAGUUUGUCAAAUUGUAACUCUGAUUCCGAGCAGGAAAAUAUCUCCAUGGUGGAAGGGUUAAAAUUGUAUUCGGAGAUGGAACAACUGAAACAAAAGCUGAAACUCAUUGAGAAUCCUUUGUUGAGGUAUGUGUUUGGUUAUCAGAAGAAUUCUAAUAUCCAAGCAAAGGGUGUCCGUCCCAGUGGUCAGAAGAUCACUCAUGUGGUCUCUUCCACCAUGAUGGCUGGUCUCCUGCGGUCCCUGCUCACGGACAGGCUUUGCCAGGAGCCUGGUGAGGAAGAAAGAGAAAUUCAGUUCCAUAGUGAUCCAUUGUCUGCUAUAAAUGCCUGCUUUGAAGGUGACACUGUUAUUGUUUGUCCUGGCCAUUAUGUGGUACAUGGCACUUUCUCCAUUGCUGACUCCAUUGAGUUGGAAGGAUAUGGCCUACCAGAUGACAUUGUGAUAGAAAAGAGAGGCAAAGGCGACACUUUUGUGGACUGCACCGGUGCUGAUAUUAAAAUCUCAGGCAUAAAAUUUGUUCAGCACGAUGCUGUAGAGGGAAUCUUAAUUGUUCACCGUGGUAAGACUACGCUGGAAAACUGUGUGCUGCAGUGUGAGACGACCGGAGUCACAGUGCGGACAUCGGCAGAGUUUCUAAUGAAGAACUCGGAUUUAUAUGGCGCCAAGGGUGCCGGUAUAGAAAUCUACCCUGGGAGUCAGUGCACCCUGAGUGACAAUGGGAUCCAUCACUGCAAGGAAGGGAUCCUCAUUAAGGACUUCUUAGAUGAACAUUAUGACAUUCCCAAGAUAUCCAUGGUGAAUAAUAUAAUACAUAAUAAUGAAGGUUAUGGUGUUGUCUUGGUGAAACCUACAAUCUUCUCUGACCUGCAAGAAAAUGCUGAAGAUGGAACUGAAGAAAAUAAAGCGCUUAAAAUUCAGACAAGUGGAGAGCCAGACGUAGCUGAAAGAGUGGAUCUAGAAGAGCUGAUUCAGUGUGCAACUGGUAAAAUGGAGCUUUAUGCAAGAACUGACCCUUCUGAGCAAGUCGAGGGAAAUUGUGAAAUUGUAAAUGAACUAAUUGCUGCCUCCACACAGAAAGGCCAGAUAAAGAAGAAAAGGUUGAGUGAACUGGGGAUCACGCAAGCUGAUGACAACUUAAUGUCACAGGAGAUGUUUGUUGGGAUUGUGGGGAACCAGUUCAAGUGGAAUGGGAAAGGUAGUUUUGGCACAUUUCUUUUCUGACCACAGUGAUGUAAGUAGAUAGCAAAAUACUGGAUUUUGCACAUGCUGCCCUAAGAAUCACUGCUGCCAUUGUAGUUUGCUGUAUUGUCUGUAUUUUGUAUUUGAUUAUUUGGGCUUGAGUGAAAGGUAGAUUUAUUUCCAUUUGCAGGUGUUGCACAUAAAACACUCCCUCUUUAUAAGAAAAAUCAUAAAUGCAUAUAAAAUAGAAAAUAUUUGGAGAUUGCUUAUCUGAAAGUCUUGCUUUCUUAUACACAUGGUUCUCUCAUAUUAAGCCUGGUAGUAACUUUUUAGUGUAAUUACCUUUAGCACUUCAAAGAUGACGAAGAAAGGAAGGGAAUGCAAGACUAGUGCAUAAAAAUGCAAUAGGUGUCAUAUGUACAGCAUUCUUCUUAGAGUUGCCUUUUCAUCCCAAUUACAGUGAGUCUGAUUUCCAUCCUGUAUUUGCAUAAUACUUGUCUUAAAAUAAAAGCUUUUAUGAUUGGGAAUUUAUCUGCCUAAUCAGACUUAUUAUUGAGACAUCAAUGGGACACAUUUUUCUGUUGAGCUAUGCAGUCAUCAAAACAGCGAUAGACAGCACAGGAGGUUUGAAGCAGAAAUGAAAUGUGUUAUUCAGAGCCAAUGUUGUACAUAGAGCAUUUUCACUAUUGCUGAAUGGGAGUGAUUAAAAACAAGGUAUUUUUCAGGCCAGGCGGUGGCUCACACUUGUAAUCGCAGCACUUUGGGAGGCUGAGGUAGGAGGAUCACUUGAGCCCAGGAGUUCAAGACUAGCCUGGGCAACAUAGUGAGACCCUGUCUCUACUACAAAUAAAUUUAAAAAAAUUAGCUGAGUGUGGUGGUGCAUGCCUGUAGUUCCAGCUACUCAGGAGGCUGAGGCUGGAGGAUCCUUGAGCCCAGGAGGUUGAGGCUGCAGUGAGGUGUGAUUGCACCCCACUGCAUUCCAGCUUGGGUGACAGAGCGAGACCCUGUCUCAAAAAAAAAAAAAAAAGUAUUUUUCUCUUACCAUUACAGUAUUCUGAUUAUAUUACUGACACAGUCAAAAUGAUUAACUGUACAACCUGUAUCUGCUGGGUGUUCUUGGUAUCAUAUUGUAAAACAGCUUUAAAAAAUAUUUAUAUUUUAAAAACUGUAUGUGACAUUAAUAUGCUUAAUGAUUAAAAUAGUGAUGAAAUAACAAAAUUGAAUCCUGUUAUAUCUUUUCAAACCCACUAUGGGCCAUAGUGUCAGUGUAGCAUAUGUGGUCCAUUGAAGAACACAUGGUAUUUUGGUAUCUGUUUUCAUGCUUUAGAAAGAGUAUUACAUUUUUUCCCAUUAAGUGUGGUUAUGUUUGUUUCUUAAAUUUGAGUAAAAAAUAAUUUUUAUUUUUUGGAUGCUACUAAAUGUAGGAUUUAUGUUAGAUUUAUUAUUUGAUCAUUGAAAGGUAUUUUUACUUUUAAAAAAUCUUGUUGCAAAGAGGUUUAAAAAGUAAUGUUCAUUUCUCCAUCAGUUUCAGCCAAAUGUUGAUAUUAAAACCUUUUAUUAUUUUAAAAAAUUUUUGCCUCUAGAUGUGAUGCCUUAAGAUAAAAAACAUUUAUUCAACUUAAAAAAAAAAUCACUUUUUUUUUUGAGAUGGAGUCUUGCUCUGUCACCCAGGCUGGAGUACAGUGGCACUAUCUCGGCUUACUGCAACUUCCACCUCCUGAAUUCAAGCAAUUCUUCCGCCUCAGUCUCCUGAAUAGCUGGGAUUAUAGGUGCCCACCACCAUGCCCAUCUAAUUUUUUUUUUGUAUUUAUUUUAUUUUGUUUUGUUUUUGAGGUGGAGCUUCACUUUGUCACCCAGGCUGGAGUGCAGUGGCAUGAUCUCGGCUCAUUGCAACCUCAGUCUCCUGGGUUCAAGUGAUUCUCAUGCCUCAGCCUCCCAAGUAGCUGGUAUUACAGCCACCAUGCCUGGCUAAUUUUUGUAUUUUUAGUAGAGACAGGGUUUAACCAUGUUGGCCAGGCUGGUCUCAAACUCCUGACCUCAAGUGAUCCACCCAUCUUGGCCUCCCAAAGUGCUGGGAUUACAGGCGUGAGCCACUGCGCCUGGCUUUUUUUUUGUAUUUUUUAGUAGAUAUGGGAUUUCACCAUGUUGCCCAGGUUGUUCUCAAACUCCUGACCUCAAGUGAUCCACCCACCUCAGCUUCCCAAAUCACAUUGAUUUUUCAAUUGAAUUUCUACUUUAUCUUGGUUUAGAUUUUGUAGAUAAGUUAGUAACAUUAAUACCUUCCUUGUUCCUUUUUAUAACAUGGAGUUUUUCAGAUUUCAUUUCUAUUUUAGCUUAAAUCUAAGCUUAUAUUAAUUUUUAUUCAUAUGAUUCAUUAUAAUGAGUAGGCCUACUUUGUUCUUAUUUAAGUUGUAUGCAGUACAUUUUGCCUCAAUCAUGGAGAGUUAAACAUCUCAAAUGGUAUAGCAUAGGGAAUUUAGGGAGUGCCCUAGAGGGGUAUGGGUUUGAUACUUGAGAUGAAAACACUGAUAUGGAGAAAGGAUAGCCUUCUGUGUUGACUAAUUGUGUGUCCUCUCCUUAUGGUCCACCCUUAGUGUGACCUUGAAUUUAUGGCAGGUAGCAAAAUUCUAUACCUUGAUUUGAAUAUUUUAUUUCAGCUUCUUUAGAUGUAUUUCCCUUCCUCAGUUUCUUGUUGUAUUAUUGCACCAUAGAUAUUAACACGAAUAUAUUUUUAAAAACUGCCCAGAGAUCAUUUGAUCUCAAGUGUAUAUACACUUCACUUUUCUGGAGUUAUAGAAGGAUGGUGAAAUAACCAUUUUCUGGAUUUUGCUUUUCAGAGGGAGAUUGAAGAAAGUUCA
Pongo pygmaeus (Bornean orangutan) is the source of this 4861-nucleotide messenger RNA. It is a transcript of the gene SHCBP1, whose product is annotated as SHC binding and spindle associated 1. Lineage: Eukaryota; Metazoa; Chordata; Mammalia; Primates; Hominidae. The transcript is spliced from 13 exons. The coding region runs from base 27 to 2045 and encodes 672 amino acids. Gene Ontology annotation, biological process: fibroblast growth factor receptor signaling pathway. The record is from RefSeq and is a predicted model, not a curated record.